Molecule: messenger RNA, 3099 nt
Organism: Poecile atricapillus (Black-capped chickadee)
Lineage: Eukaryota; Metazoa; Chordata; Aves; Passeriformes; Paridae
Exons: 2
Coding region: 701-1633 (310 amino acids)
Source: RefSeq, a predicted model, not a curated record
UUUUUCCCACUUUUCCCGUUUUUCCCGCUUUUCCUACCGUCGGAUUCCAUAGCAAAAAACCACUGGACAAACGAAGCUUUAUAACAAAAAGCCAGGCACUGAAAACAUGGAAAAAAUUCCGAUUCUUUUUCCUUUUUUUCCCUUUUUUUCUGUGUUUUGAGAGUUUUUUCAUUGUUUUUUUCUCUUUUUUUUGUCGUUUCAGCUUAAUUUUUAUCGCCGCCGUUGCAUCACAAGGAACGAGAAUGAAAAAAGGCCACAGUUCAUCAUUUUCACCAUUUACAGAAGGUUUGUCCCCAAAAAAAACACCCCCAAAAUUCCCAAAAAUUAAAAAAAAUUGGGAAUAACCGGCGCCGAUUCCCGGGAAAAAAAAAAGAAGGGAAAAAAACACCCAAAAAUGCCUUAAAAAAACCCAAAAAAUUGGAAUUUUUCCUUUUCCAAUUCCCACUUUUUUCCCUUUGGAGUUUUCCCGAGUUUUUCCUUCUAAUUCCACAUUUCCAGGAAAAAAAAUGGGAUUUGAUGGGAAAAAUGGGAAAAAAAUGGGAAAAAAUCCAAAAUUUCCCUCAAAAAACCCCCGAAAACUCCCUAAAAAAACCCAAAAAUUUGGAAUUUUUCCUUUUCCAAUUCCCACUUUUUAUCCUUGGGAAUUUUCCCGAGUUUUUCCUUCUUCUAAUUCCAAACUUCCGGAAAAAAUUGGGAUUUGAUGGGAAAAAAAUGCAAAAUUUCCCUCAAAAAAACCCCCCAAAAUGCCCUAAAAAACCCAAAAAUUUGGAAUUUUUCCUUUUCUGCUUCCAAGUUUUUUUUCCCUUUGGAAUUUUCCCGAGUUUUUCCUUCUAAUUCCACAUUUCCAGGAAAAAAAAAUUGGGAUUUGAUGGGAAAAAAUUGGGAUUUGAUGGGAAAAAAUCCAAAAUUUCCCUCAAAAAAAAACCCCACAAACUCCCUAAAAAAACCCAAAAAUUUGGAAUUUUUCCUUUUCCGAUUCCCACUUUUUUUCCUUGGGAAUUUUCCUGAUUUUUUCCUUCGAAUUCCACAUUUCCAGGAAAAAAAAUGGGAUUUUGGUUGUUUUUUUUUAAUUUUUCCUCCCAGGAGGAAUAAAAUCAUUCCUGGAUUUAUCAAUUCCUUUGGAAUUCUCAGCUGGGAUGGGAAAAAAACAGGAAAAACUGGGAAAAAGCAGAAAAAAACCGGGAAAAAUUGGGAAAAAACAGGAAAAAUCUUGGAUUUCUCCCCCUUUUUAUCCCAUUUUUUUUCCCCCAGGAAAAGAAUUCCCGGAUUUUUUUCCAUCAGGAAUUUGGGAAUAAACCCAGGAAGUUUUCCCAUCAUUCCCAUCCUUGGAAUCCCAAUAAAACGCUGGAAAACACGGAAUAAAAACCACAGGAAAAAAUCCAACUUUGCCAUCCACAAUUCCCCAAAAAUUCCAAUUUUUUUUCCCAUAAAAUUGAUAAAAUUCCUUUUUUUUUUUUUUUCCAGAUGCUUUUUCCCAAUUUUUUUCCCAUUUUUUUCCCGGGACUCUGGAAUUGGCGAACGAGGAUUUCUGGGAUUUAUUUGGGGAGGAUUAAGGGAUGGAAAAUUCCAGGAUUUUAGGGCUAAAAAUGGGGAAAAUUCCAGGUUUUGGGGGGAUUUUGGGAGGGAAAAUUGAAAAUUCCAGGAUUUUAGGGCUGGAAAAGGGGAAAAUUCCAGGAUUUUAGGGCUUAGAAAGGGAGAAAUUCCAGGUUUUGGGCUGGAAAACGGAAAAUUCCAGGAUUUUAGGGCUAAAAAUGGGGAAAAUUCCAGGAUUUUAGGGCUGGAAAAAGGAAAAUUCCAGGAUUUUAGGGCUAAAAAUGGGGAAAAUUCCAGGAUUUUAGGGCUGGAAAAGGGAAAAUUCCAGGAUUUUAGGGCUAAAAAGGGGGAAAAUUCCAGGAUUUUAGGGCUAAAAAGAGGGAAAAUUCCAGGUUUUUGCAAGAGAAAAAGGGAAAAAUCCGGGAUUUUGGGAUGGACGGGGAAAACUCGGGAUCGGGAUUCACUCGGAGCUGUCGGAAAUCUGGGAAUUCCUUGGAUAAAUCCCGACAAUUCCUGGAAUUUUCCCCCUCCUGGCCAAAGUGCAACGAAAUUCCGGAAUUUUAAGGCUCUUUAUGGACCAUCCCAAAAAUCCGCUUUUUUUUUUGUUUUUCCCCAAAAAAACCCGGGAAAACUCUGGGAAAAUAAAAAAACCCCGGAAUUCCCGAGGAAUUUCAGACCCCCCCCACCCCAAAAUCCGGGAAUUUUGCCGAUGGAACGAAACCAUUGGAAAGGCACGGCGGUAACGUCGGAAAAUCGGGAAAAAUCCCGCGGGGUCGCCAAAAUUCCGGCUUUUUUUUCCCUUUCCCUCCCCCCAAAAAAAACCCCGGAUCCAGGCAGGCUCUGGCUAUUCCCAAAAAAAUCCAAAACACCAAAAAAAAAACCGGGAAAAGAGGAAAAGAAGCCCCGAAAAAUUCCGUAUUUACAAUAAAAUUUUUUUUUUUCCGUUUUUUUUCCGUUUUUUUGUAAAAAAUCCUUCCUAUAAUUUUUUUUUUUGUUGUUUUUCCCUUUUUUUUUAUAUUUUUUCUUCCGGUUUUUUUUCCAGGAGCUUCCCAAAAAAAAAAAAAAAACGGGAAAGGAAGGAAAACAAAACUUUUCCGUCAUUUUCCACUAAAUUUCUGAUAUAGAUUUAUAUAUAUAUUUAUAUUUAUAUAUUUUUUUUUGUAUAAGAUCCAUAAUUUUUUUUUUUAUUUUUAUUUUUUUUCCUACCCUAUGGAAUGGCUAAAAACGACAUCGGAAUUUUUUUUUUUUCCUUUCUUCCCAUCCGUUCUCCGCUGGUUUCCGGGAAUAUUUCCGGGAAUAUUUCCGGGAAUUUUGUAUUUUUUUUUUUUCUCGUCGUUCUUUUCUUGAUUUUUAAUUUUUUUUUUCCUCUUUUUUUCGGAAGUAGUUUUAUUUUUAAUUAUUUGAUCAUUAUUGCAAGUUGAAAUUAAAUAUUUUUAUUUUUUUUUUUGUUUUCCUCAGCUUUUAGAAAUCCGGGAAUUUUUUUUUUUUAAUUUUUUAAUUUUUUUAAAGGAAUUUUUUUCCUUUUUUUUUAAAUUUUUUUUUUGCAGAAUUUUUUUUUUGUAGAAU